AUGUCUGAGAUCCCCCUGCAUAGCUUUGGACGAGCCAGAAAGUCACGAGCCGGAUACGCGCCCCUCCCUAACGGUGAAUCAAGUGGCCGCAGCGACCUCGACAGUGACUCUAUGCCUCUUACUACAAGAGUGGCCGCAGCGACCUCGGCCAGGCGGAAAGGAAAGCGACGGGAGAGAUAUGACUCUGAAAAUCCCGAGGAGGAGGAGACGUUACUCGGUCAUGAUCCACAAGAAGGAGACGGUACAUAUCCCGAGGAUGAAACAGAAGCGAGUGUCACGCAUCAGCCGGAUACUCCAUCUCAGGUGCGUGUACCACCUGUUAUUCGUGAAGAAAUGUCCGCCAAUGAUAAAUCUAGGACUGUGCCGUUUCGACCUCCAGAUAAGCCCCGAAGCAAGUUCCCGCCCAACAUUGUUCGGAAUCAAAAGUACAAUGCAUUCACGUUCCUCCCAAUCGUGUUCUAUGAGCAGUUCAAGUUCUUCUUCAAUCUGUAUUUCCUCCUAGUUGCACUUUCCCAAUUUGUCCCGGCGCUGAAGAUAGGGUUUAUUGCGACGUACAUUGCUCCUCUUGCCUUUGUCCUGUGCGUUACGAUGGGAAAGGAGGCCUAUGAUGAUUACAAACGAAAUCUCCGCGACCGCGAGGCAAACUCCGCACGAUAUCUGGUCUUUGGAUCUAACCAUGCCGCGUCCGCAAGAUCUACUAGGAAUCGUGACGAUGAUAGCUCACACACGAGGUCUGUUCCAUCGUCAGCUUUGCGCGUAGGCGAUUUUGUCUUGCUUGAGAAGAACCAGCGUGUUCCGGCAGACCUGGUUUUGCUGCGCACGUCUGACCAGUCAGGGACGUGCUUCAUCCGUACCGACCAACUUGAUGGGGAAACUGACUGGAAGCUCCGAGUGGCAGUACCAGCAACCCAGAAGGCCCCAAAUGAGAGAGAAUUGCUUAGUCUUAAUGCUGAGAUCUAUGCGGACGCGCCUAUGAAAGAUAUUCAUACAUUUAUCGGCACAUUCACCAUUAACUCACCGCCAUCAUCAACAAACGAUGUUCCUAUGGUCCAGGUUCCCACCGUGGAACCCCUCACCGCUGAAAAUGUAUUGUGGGCAAAUACAGUACUGGCGGCGGGCUCAGCGGUAGGUUUUGUCAUCUACACCGGUGCGGAAACUAGGGCCGUCAUGAAUACCAGCCACCCGGAAACGAAGGUUGGUCUGCUUGAUCUGGAAAUUAAUCGAUUAGCAAAGAUUCUUUGUGCUGUGACGUUUGCUCUAUCUUUCGCGCUGGUGGCUUUGAAUGGCUUCCGGGGAUUGUGGUAUAUCUAUAUCUUUCGUUUUCUCAUCUUAUUCUCGUCUAUUAUACCCAUAAGUCUGCGUGUGAACCUUGACAUGGGAAAGACAGUCUACGCGCAACAGAUUAUGACCGACAAAGAGAUACCCCACACUAUUGUGCGAACAAGUACCCUACCUGAAGAGUUAGGGCGCAUAGAAUACCUCCUCAGCGACAAGACUGGUACAUUGACGCAGAAUGAGAUGGAGAUGAAGAAAUUACAUAUGGGCACAGUAUCUUACGGAUAUGACUCUAUGGAUGAAGUUGCGCACCAAUUGGCCGUGGCUUUCGGUGCAAGUGCCGAACAGACUCACCAUAGAAUGGGCUCCACUGCAACUGGUGCACAACUUGCUACACGAGGACGGAGAGACAUGUCGUCUCGCGUGCACGAUGCCGUGCUCAGCCUUGGGCUAUGUCAUAAUGUUACUCCGGUCACUAAUGACGAUGGAACUGUCACAUACCAAGCUUCUUCCCCCGACGAAGUGGCUAUUGUUAAAUGGACGGAGUCUGUUGGACUUACACUCACAUUCCGAGAUCGAACGCGCAUUCAGUUGCAGACGCCUUCCGGUGCACGGAUCUCCUUUGAUGUCCUCGACAUUUUCCCCUUCACCUCGGAAUCAAAGCGCAUGGGUAUUGUUGUCCGUGAUGCCCAGUCUGGCGAGAUCACGUUCCUGCAAAAGGGUGCGGAUGUCGUUAUGGCACGCAUUGUCCAGCGAAACGACUGGCUCGAAGAGGAAUGCGCGAACAUGGCUCGCGAAGGCCUGCGUACCCUUGUCAUGGCACGGAGGCGUCUCAGUGAGCAAUCGUAUGCGUUGUUCAAGGAGCGAUAUCACCAAGCCAGCGUCCGACUCGAGGGCAGGAACGAAGCGAUGGCCGGAGUUGUCUCUGAUUUGCUAGAGCGCGACAUGGAGUUGCUUGGUUUGACUGGGGUCGAAGACAAGCUACAAGACGAGGUCAAGUCGACCCUCGAGUUACUUCGCAACGCCGGGAUCAAAAUCUGGAUGCUCACUGGCGAUAAGAUUGAGACAGCAACUUGCAUUGCAAUUUCUACAAAACUGGUUGCUCGAAAUCAGUACAUACACCAGGUCGCGAAGCUGAAGACGUCCGACGAAGUGCGAGAUGAGUUGGAGUUCUUGCAGAACAAGCUGGAUUGUUGCCUCGUCAUUGACGGAGAAUCGCUGCAGCUGUGUCUCAACUUGUUUCAGAACGAAUUUAUUGAGAUCGCGACCAAGUUGUCUGCUGUUGUUGCAUGCCGAUGUUCUCCUACCCAGAAAGCAGAUGUCGCGCGGCUCAUACGCAAACACACUAGAAAGCGUGUUUGCUGUAUAGGAGAUGGAGGGAAUGAUGUGAGCAUGAUACAAGCUGCGGACGUUGGCGUCGGCAUCGUCGGGAAAGAGGGGAAGCAGGCCUCCCUUGCUGCGGACUUCUCCGUCACCCAAUUCAGCCAUCUCACAAAGCUCCUGCUUUGGCACGGCCGCAACUCGUACCGUCGCUCAGCAAAGCUUGCGCAAUUCGUAAUUCACCGCGGACUGAUCAUCUCCGUCAUGCAAGCGGUGUUCUCUGCAAUAUUCUAUUUUGCGCCGAUAGCGUUGUAUCAGGGUUGGCUCAUGGUCGGCUAUGCCACUGUAUAUACCAUGGCUCCGGUCUUCUCGCUCGUACUGGAUCGGGACGUCAGCGAAGAUCUUGCAUUACUUUAUCCCGAAUUAUACAAGGAGCUUACCAAGGGCCGAAUAUUGUCGUUCAAGACCUUCUUCAUGUGGCUCAUGAUCAGCGUAUACCAGGGUGCCGCGAUUAUGAUCAUGUCACUGGUUCUCUUUGAGAAUGAGUUCCUGAACAUUGUGUCGAUCUCGUUUACCGCACUGAUUCUGAACGAACUGAUCAUGGUGGCGCUGGAGAUUACGACAUGGCACAUCUACAUGGUAAUCUCAGAAGUCGUGACCCUUUUCUUCUACGUGAUCAGCAUAGCCUUCUUGCCGGAAUACUUUGAUCUUUCCUUCGUGGUGUCAAUCCGGUUCGCAUGGAAGGUGGCCGUGAUCGUCGCGAUCAGUGCAUUCCCACUAUACAUCAUAAAGCUUAUUCGUAGCCGAAUUGCACCGGCGGUGUCUAGCAAAUUACUAUAA
Fibroporia radiculosa is the source of this 3435-nucleotide messenger RNA. RefSeq lists its product as uncharacterized. NCBI's taxonomy places the organism in Eukaryota, Fungi, Basidiomycota, Agaricomycetes, Polyporales, Fibroporiaceae. The record is from RefSeq and is a predicted model, not a curated record. Bases 1 to 3435 code for a protein of 1144 amino acids. The transcript has 17 exons. Gene Ontology annotation, cellular component: trans-Golgi network; plasma membrane; endosome. Gene Ontology annotation, molecular function: magnesium ion binding; ATP hydrolysis activity; ATP binding. Gene Ontology annotation, biological process: endocytosis; retrograde vesicle-mediated transport, Golgi to endoplasmic reticulum; phospholipid translocation.